GCUGAAUGUGUGUAGAGCUUGCGCUGUCUCGCCAGCAUCAUGAAGGCGGCUAAGGGGAAGACCGCUUUGCAAGACUUUUGCAUGUGAUUAGGAGGUUAUCCCCAAUAGUCUGUGAAACUGGACUUGACGCAUCAAUCAUAUUCGGCCCUACAGAAUGUCCAAGAUCAGGCGGAAGGUUACAGUGGAGAAUUCGAAGACCAUAUCGGACAGCAGCAGUAGCACGACCACCCCCUCCCGCAGGCCCAGUGUGUUUGAGAGACUCGGGCCCAGCACGGCCAGUAAUGCAGCAGAGACUCAUUGUAGAAACUGGUUAAAGACUGGGAACUGCAGUUACGGUAACACGUGUCGAUACACACAUGGAACCCCAUCAAGAGGAAAAGGCUUCUCUGGAACGUUCAAUAGGUCAGCCGAGAGGCCCACUGGGGAUCUCCGGGAGAGGAUGAAGAAUAAGAGACAGGAUGUAGAUGGUGACGCUCCGAAAAGAGACGCAGACGAGCCCACUUCACCCACAACCAGACAGCGAGAUUCAUCUCGAGGCAGACAUAGAGAAAAGGAGGAUAUUAAAAUCACAAAGGAACGCACUCCAGCUAGUGAGGAGGAAACAGCAGAUUGGGAAGCCAGUCGUGAAGAUUCUGAUAACGGUGAUUACGAUUACGAGUUAUCUCUUGAAAUGAAGAGACAGAAGAUUCAGCGGGAGCUGAUGAAGCUGGAGCAGGAGAACAUGGACAAACGAGAAGAAAUCAUCAUCAAGAAAGAAGAAUCGGUCUCCAAAACCAGGACCAGCAGUAGUUCUAAGGACAGGGCUUCUCCUGAGCACACCAGCUCUAAAGGAUCCCCAUCAUCUCGUAAAUCCAGUGGCUCACCCAAACACAGAGGCGGCAAAGGUGGGAAUCCUAGCAAGAAAGAGAAGAAGUCCUCCACUUCCUCAGUUAUUUCCUCACCAGUGUCUGACCAGACAAGGGCAGAAGAGACUGACAGCAGGUCAUCUAAGAGUGGCCAUGGUAAAAGAAAAGGGCCACGGACGCCCAGUCCUCCACCUCCAGUCCCUGUGGAGAACCCAGUGGUUGGGAAAAAACACAAGAACAAACACAAGAACAAGGAUAAAUCUGAGGACAAAACUAAAGAAGGCAAAGAAAGAGGACGAGAUGCAGAGAAGCACAAAGAAAAAAAAGAAAAGCGCAGGGACCGUUCAGAUAGUUCCCAUAAAGCCAAACGCUCAAUGACCUCAGAAGAACGAUCUGGAAGUCUUUCCCCACCUUCCAGGGAAGCAUCUCCCCCAGCCAGAAGAAAGUCAUCAUCUCCCAAACCCUCCUCUAAACGAGCCUCACAGCACAGGUCUAGAACUCCACCCCGUCACCGCCGCAGUACUUCCCCUUCUUCCAGACAACAGCAGUCCCCAUCUUCACAGUCAGGUUCCUCAGCCCAGAGACACUCCCCAUCCCCGCGCCACAGACGAAGUUCCAUCACCCCCUCAGCCUCACCCCCUCCCACUCAGUCCUCGCGCCGCUCUCGCUCAUCCGUCACCCCCCAGAGGGACCCGUCACCAGCAUCUGCCCCUCGCAGGUCCAGCCCCAGUGCCUCUCACCGCUCACAGGGCAGGGAGAAAGAGCGGGAGAGGGACAGGGACAGGGGAAGAGCAGAGCAAGAAAGGAGUCCAGCAGUCCAGGAGAGACGGCAUGAGCGCAGAGAUGAGAGUCGUGGGAAGCGUGAGAAAGACAGCAGUCGGGAAGAGCGAGACUAUGAUAUCGUGCAGAGUUCUUCUCGAGAGGAGCGGGACUGCAGGGACAGCCGAGACCGCCGUGGAGAACGGGAAAGACGAGAUGUCCGUGAAGAACGCCAGCAUCGUGGGGAUGUCAAAGACACUCGAGAUGCCCGUGCAGCAGAGACACGAGAACGCUCAGGACGAGAACCACUGGAGCACAGAGAGAGAGACCGGGAUAGGGAGAGAGAAAGGGAGAGGGAAAGAGAGAGAGAAAGGACUGAAAUGCAUAGAAAGGAGGAAACGAUGGUCCAGGAAGAAAGGAGUUAUGGAAGAGGACACGGAAGGGAGGACAUGAGGAAUGACGCUAGAGCGGACAAUAGGAAUGAAUCUCGAGUUGAAAGAACAGGCAGAGGGAGGGGUCACGGAUCAGAUGUCACAGAAAAAGCUCGUGGUGGUAGAGCAUCACAGGCUGACACUAGCAGUGCUAGUGGACACGACAGCUGGGAGUCACGUAGCAGCAGUCUGAGAGAGAGGAGCACAGAGAGGAACACUGAUCGCGAUCGCUAUGAUGACAGACCGAGAGGAGAGCAGCCCAGAGAUGAACGACGGGGAGCACAUAAUGAGAGAGAUCGCCGUGACAACAGAGAACGAGCAGAACAAAGAGCGCCCUCUCCUGUCCGCCAGCAGAACCGCGGCGAUGACCUGGAGCGUGAAGAGAGAAGAGAUGAUCGUCGGAAUGAUAGAGGGGAUGACAGAAGAGAUGAUCGUACCCGUGAGAGGGAAAAGGAGAGGGAUAGAGAAAGAGAGAGGGAAAGGGAGAAGGAGAGAGAGAGAGAAAAAGAGCGGGAAAGAGAGGCUGAAAGAGAACGCGAGAGAACCAGGGAGAGAGAGAGGGAAAGGGAACGAGAGAGGGAGGAGAGAGAAAGGGAGAGGGAGGAGCGGGAAAGGGAGAGAGAAGAGCGGGAAAGAGAAAGGGAACGAGAGAGGAAGGAGAGAGAACGGGAAAGGGAGCAAAGAGAAAGGGAAAGGCAGCGGGAGUGGGAUGAAAGAGAGAAAGGAAGAGAGGAGAGGAGGGAAAGAAGAGAUGAGUCAAGAGAAGAUCGCCCUCCCCGAGAUGCUCAUGAAGACAGAAAGAACAUCCGCAAGAGACAUCGUGCUGAGAACACUCCCAGUCCAAGGCCAUCUCCUAAAAGAGCGCGAGAUGUGAGCCCUCCAGACAGUGAUGGUUACAACAGCACUGAGGAGAAAAGUGAUAAGCAUCGUCUGCUGAGUCAGGUGGUUCGUCCUCAGGAGACCGCUCGCUCACCUGUCCGCUCCUUUACUGAUGAUAAACACAGUCGUUGGAAGGAUGAAGAUCGGCGCGUGGAUAAAAAAGAUGCCCGUGGUCGACAUGAGGAGGUGGAUUCCCGUGGCGAGAGAGCAGGAAGAGCAGCGGAGCGGCGUGGAGAACACGCUUCAGAUGUUUCUGCUACAGGAGUCCCUGAAUCUAGGAGGGGAAAAGAGCAGAGAGACCUCCCUUCUGCUGCGCUGACGCCUCCCGUGGAGGAAAGAGAUGCUUUGUCAGCGGUCCAUGAGGAGACCAAGAAAAAGACUAAAUCCCAGAAAAAAAAUAUGAAGAAGAACCGUAAAGAGGAUGAAGGGGGAUCUGGAGGAGGCGAUCGUAGUAACCCUGAGCCCCCAUUGUCUUCCAAUGUGGCUGAAGUCCCUCCGGCUCUCCUCUCUCCUCGCAAGACACCCAAGAAGAAAGCCUUAGAAAGGAAGCGCAAGCGCUCACGAGGUGCCGAGUCGGAUGUUUCUGAGGAUGAACUGGUCACUCAACAGCCCCUCAGUAAGAGGCGCCGAGGCCCACGUACACCACCGCCAAUCAAUAAGGAUGACCUUCCCUCCCAGAGGGCUUUAACAGCUGGACAGAGUUCUCUCCCAGCAAAAUUAGAUGCCAACUUCAGUGACUGGUCUGAUGAGGAUGUACCGGAGCGUGGCGAGACCUCCACUGCCUCCAUGCCAUCAGACAGGCCUCCAGAAAGGCUGCCACCUAGAAGGGGUGCACGUGGGGUAGGCCGGGACCGUACUGACCCUCCUAUUGCGCCGCUGCUUCCUGACCCUCCAAUGCUGAUGCAGUCUCUUCCCUUGCAACCGUUACUGCCGCAACACAUGCUGCGAAAGCCACAGCAAGCAGACAUGCAGCAGCAGCGUAGCAGCAGCAUGGGCAGUAACCAAAGCCGUGCAUCUUCCAGAAGACUACGCUCUCCUUCUAACGAGUCAGCUCACCGUGAUGACGGGCCUCAGGGGAUGAGGUCCCGCAGAGGACUCCUGCAAGGGGGAAAUUCCAGAGAGCGAGACAGAGAGAGAGAAAGGGAAAGGGAACGAGAGAGGGAUAGAGACAGGGAGAGGCCAGUGGCUAAUGAACAGAUGGUUGGAGAGAGGAAGUCGAGGAUCGAUCAGCUUCGCAGAGGAGAACCCAGUCGGAGUACUUCCUCAGACCGACAGGACUCUCGAAGUCAUAGUUCUCGUCGCAGUUCACCAGAGUCUGAGCGUCAGGCUCGCUCCAGAGCCGGAUCUUAUGACAGCCGUGAACGUGACCGGGAAAGAGAUCGUGAUCCAUUAGAUCGAGAGCGCGAGAAAAAGGAUCAUCGUCAGCUGCAAAAUCAGCAAUCCCAACAGCGAGAGCGGGAACCAGAGGCCCGUGAGUGGGGCGGACGGGGCAGAGAGCCACUCCUCCGUGGAAACCGGGAGCCAAUUAGAGAGAGAGACCUGAGGGAGAUGCGUGAAAGAGAGCGACUCUUACCUGAAGGGCUGCUAGCACACGAACGAAUGGAUCGUGAGCGUGGUGAAAGAGAUCGUGAGCGUGACCGGGACAGAAUGCUUCCGUUUGACUUGCAGACGCAUAGAGACUCAAAGAGCAGAGCUGAAUUGAAGAUGGACAGGGCUGAAUAUGAGCCUCUAUUACCCAGAGAAGCCCUCAAGGAUGUCGAAAAACCAGCAGACAACUCACAUCUGCAAGGGGAAGCGUCUGAGCCAGAGAAAAUGGAUAGUCUUGAUGAAGAGGAUGAUGGAAAAGGAGAUGAUGCGCAGUCUGUCGUGUCAGGUGGUGAGGAGUAUGAGCCAAUCAGUGAUGAUGAACUGGAUGAGAUUCUGGCAGACAGUCAGAAGAGGGACGAGCAGCAAGAUGAUGAAAAGACUUCUGGGCCUCUAGAUGUGAUUGAUGUAGACUGGUCCAGCUUGAUGCCCAAGCAAAAACAGGAGCCCAGAACUCCUGGAGCUGCUCUACUCCGAUUCACUCCAGGGGCCGUGCUCCUCAGAGCAGGAGUGUCCAGACGAUUAGCUGGACCUCAGCUCCUUGCCAGAAUUAAAGAAGUGUGUGCCAGAGAGGUUGAAGACCCUAAAGAUGCUGAUAAACUCCUAGAGCAUGAUCUGGGUGCUCUGAAUAUGGCAGCAUACAACAGAAGAAUGGAAAGGGCCAGUCUACUGAGGAGCUUGGGUCCUUGCUGCAAGGCGCUGUGUGCUCGGCGAGACAUUGCCAUACGUAGACAGCUCCUGAAAAAUGAUAAGGGCACCACCAAGCAGAUCUACACAAGCGCUCCAGUGGUGGACAAUGAACUUGUGCAACUGAGUUUGCGUCUCUUUAAAAAGAAAAUGGCUUCCAACCAGUCUAGCGGACAGGACAAGACUGAUUCAGCUUCUCCAGCUCAACAGCUCAAUACACCAACAGAGAUGUGCGUCUCUUGAGCACACUUAGUGAGUACAGUCGGAAAGCACUGAUCUCAGAUCAUCGUUAACCCUUACUUUUCAUCAAUUAUCGUAACACUGAAACUGUUUUGAAGUCAGUGCUGAUGGAGGAUUGCUGCCCUAAACCUUACCGGAUCACAGAACCAUAGAGACUGGAAACACUAGCCUGUGGAAAUGCUGUCUUAAGGUUUCAUGACCUUUGAACUUUGACUCAGAAAUGUGAUAAUUAUGUACUGCAUAAAAACUGUGUCAUUAACAUUUGUUUUAGAGACUUUUUUUGUAUUGCCAGAUGUGUGUGAAUGACGGUUGCUGAAUGCUUGUGGGCUAUACAAUGGGUACUGACGAUGUACAUUAAAAUGACUGUAAUUGUUCUGUGCAUCUGACUUGCGGUCCCCUUGUUUGUCGGUUUGGUUUUGAAACGUUUUUUUGUGAUCAGUCUGCUUCAGCACUCUUUGUUCGCAGUACUUCUUUGUUUUAUUAAAACAUGAUUCAAGAAGAAAA
Danio aesculapii is the source of this 5929-nucleotide messenger RNA. It is a transcript of the gene zc3h13, whose product is annotated as zinc finger CCCH-type containing 13. Bases 155 to 5428 code for a protein of 1757 amino acids. The record is from RefSeq and is a predicted model, not a curated record. Gene Ontology annotation, molecular function: metal ion binding. The transcript is spliced from 21 exons. NCBI's taxonomy places the organism in Eukaryota, Metazoa, Chordata, Actinopteri, Cypriniformes, Danionidae. Gene Ontology annotation, cellular component: RNA N6-methyladenosine methyltransferase complex.